ACGCACACCAAAUAAAGCAGCACUAUUAAUAUUUUUUCCAUUGGUUACAUGUGAAAUACGUUUAAUAUACUAUGUGAAGUAUUUUUAAUAUACUACGUAAAAUAGUAUAUAUUGUUACACUUAACUUCACCUUUAUUUUUAUGUUUUUAAAAGCGGUUUGGGAAAUCUGAGGUCACACGCACAGCUGCAGCAGUGCGGCACCCGCUUUGGGCCGAGCCCCGACACACCACCCCACUUCCGUCUCCCUCACUGGAUCCCUGUGCUCCGCCCCUCUGCCCAGGUGUCUUAGCGCCCGGCAGCUAUCCGUUUCCUUCUCGCGCGAUCACAUGGCCGCCUCUCUCCAGUCUCUCCUGCCGAGGGAUUUGGAAGUUCUGAGGGAAAAGUCCCGGACGUUACUGGAGUGGUCUUGCAAUCCCGACUCUGGCCGUCGGAGGGAGAUGCGUCGCUAUCGUGGUUGCCGAGCAACUCGUGUCCCGGAAACAGUGUCCCGCCCCGCCCGCAGUGGCCGCUCACCGAUCGACUUCCGGCGGGGCGGGACUGGGAUCGCGGCGAGCCGGCUUCCGCGGCGACGCCGGCGCGAUGACCACGCUCCGGGCCUUCACGUGCGACGACCUGUUCCGCUUCAACAACAUUACCUCGCACACUGGCCAGAGUAUUUCAUCGUUGCAGAGGCACCUGGUGGAGAGUUAAUGGGUUACAUUAUGGGUAAAGCAGAAGGCUCAGUAGCUAGGGAAGAAUGGCAUGGCCAUGUCACAGCUCUGUCUGUUGCCCCAGAAUUUCGACGCCUUGGUUUGGCUGCUAAACUUAUGGAGUUAUUAGAGGAGAUUUCAGAAAGAAAGGGUGGAUUUUUUGUUGAUCUCUUUGUACGAGUAUCUAACCAAGUUGCAGUCAACAUGUACAAGCAGUUGGGCUACAGCGUAUAUAGGACGGUCAUAGAGUACUAUUCGGCCAGCAACGGGGAGCCUGACGAGGAUGCUUAUGAUAUGAGGAAGGCACUUACCAGAGACACUGAGAAGAAAUCCAUCAUACCUUUACCUCAUCCUGUGAGGCCUGAAGACAUUGAAUAACCAUGCACAGUGGUUCUUAGGCCUGUGCUCCGGAUAGUUAUGGACAAUAUUAUUUUCACUGGAUGAUUCUGGAGCUCUAUUAGGAGAAAAGUAAUCAUUUAGGUCUUAAAGACUUCAAGAUGAUACAGGUUAUAAGCUUAUUUUAAAUCUUAUUUCCACUUAGCAAUAUCAUACCUACUAAAGCUGUUCACUGUAAUAAAAUUAAAUCAAAAAGGCAGCUAGGUCAGAAGGAAAUAAAUAUUCCACAUCAUGGUUCAUAAUAUUCAUUGUAUGCUAGGGAAAAACUUGCUCGAGACUCUUAAAUUCUAUGCCUGAGAACCACUGUGACACAUGUAUUUCUUAUUUUGUAUUGAAGUGCUAAUUGAAGCUUUAAAAGCAUAUCAUAUAUGAAAUACAUAAAUCGAAGAUGUAUGAUAAAAAUGCGUUGUUGACUCUUCAAAUAUUUUCUGGUCAUUUAUAAAUUAAAUCAUGAUUGAGAAUGGC
Molecule: messenger RNA, 1550 nt
Organism: Manis javanica (Malayan pangolin)
Lineage: Eukaryota; Metazoa; Chordata; Mammalia; Pholidota; Manidae
Gene: NAA20
Product: N-alpha-acetyltransferase 20, NatB catalytic subunit
Biological process (GO): N-terminal peptidyl-methionine acetylation
Cellular component (GO): NatB complex
Molecular function (GO): protein-N-terminal amino-acid acetyltransferase activity
Source: RefSeq, a predicted model, not a curated record